AGUAUACAGACCAGCCAAGUGGGCGGUGAUCUGGCAUGCACAGCAAAUACAAUUCUUAAUUUAACGUUAGACUUCAGUUGUACUGUAAGUUGUAGAACAACUAAGGUUUUGGCAAUCUUAUGGAGUUGACGAUUGAUCCGAGAGACACCAGAUAAACAAUGGCGGCGUCAGCAUCAGAGAACAUCCAGAAGCAGGCAUCCUCACUCUUCUCUCAGUUGAAGUAUGAGCAUCUUGUGGCGGGCAUCAGCGGUGGCGUUCUCUCUACCAUGGUCCUUCAUCCGCUAGAUCUCAUUAAAGUCAGGUUUCAAGUGAGUGAUGGAAAUCAAGCACGGCCCACGUACAAUGGACUGGUCCAUGCCUUCCGGAGCAUUGUCAAGCAGAGGGGCUACCUAGGCCUCUACCAGGGGGUCACACCUAACGUGUGGGGUGCAGGAGCAUCAUGGGGAUUCUACUUCUUUUUUUACAAUGCAAUAAAGACAUACAUGCAGGGAGAUACCUCGACACCGCUUGGUCCUGGACAUCACAUGUUGGCCGCUGCACAAUCGGGUGUGUUAACUCUCUUCAUAACCAAUCCUAUAUGGGUGGUGAAAACACGACUCUGUCUUCAGUACGAUGGCAUUGACAAGAAGACCGAUGCUGGACAUUCAGGGAGGAGAUAUCGAGGGAUGUGGGAUGCCUUGAUCAAAAUCCAUAGAUACGAAGGACUUCGGGGACUCUAUAAGGGUCUUGUGCCAGGACUGUUUGGUGUAUCCCAUGGUGCAUUGCAGUUCAUGGCUUAUGAAGAGCUAAAGAAGUCGUACAAUAGCUACAUGGGUCUACCAUCAACGGGACAACUGGGUGCCUUAGAAUACAUCACCUUUGCAGCGUUAUCAAAGAUGUUUGCUGUAGUAACCACGUACCCUUACCAAGUAGUACGGUCCAGGUUACAAGAUCAACACGCGCAGUACCAAGGAGUCAAGAAUACAAUAAGUGUAACCUACAGGGGUGAAGGAUGGAAGGGCUUUUAUAAGGGAUUGGUACCAAACCUCUUGAGAGUCACACCGGCAUGCUGUAUAACAUUCGUUGUCUAUGAGAAGAUAUCCCAUGCGUUACUGCCACCCAAAGGAUGAACUUUCAGGGAUAGGUGUACAGAUGACAAGACAUGGACGAUGCAGUAACCUUCAGUACUUCUCACAACCAACAUCAGAGGGUGCCAAGCGUAGAUCAAAGAUGAUUUUUUUUUUUUUAAUUAGUAGUGCAAUUGUCUUUGCGAGUUUGAACUCGUGCGAAUAUAUUUUCCACUUACAAGGAUUCUCAUUAUGAGAGAUGAGAUAGUUUGUGGUAAAGAUAUGAAAUGAUUGAUAAAUGCCAUCUUUUUAUUCUCAAUGGUGAUAAAAGAUUAUCAUAAUCAUCUAGUGAAGCUUAUGUACUUUUUUUGUCAUUCUUAUUUUACUCUUGGUUGUAAUUUGAGAAUAUGUGACCUGCUUCCCCGAAACCACACGUUACUCAAAAUAAAGUUUUAAGAAAUUUUCAAGUACAGAAAGAAAAUGGAGUCAGAAAAACCUUAGUUCUUUUUUCCUUUAAUAAACAUUACAACUUCAAAUCUUGACAGAAUGAAGAAUUUUUUUUCUCUGUUUUUUUUAAUAUUUACUAUUUCAAGUCAAAUUGAUAUUUCAGCUAAUGUUGGUUUUGGGGUGGCUGGACACAUACCGGUAUGUUAUAGAGUACUGAAGUGAUGGUGUCACAAACAACUUUUUUGGCAUUCCAGCGUUUUUGAUACCAUAUUUUAUA
This is a messenger RNA of Lytechinus variegatus (green sea urchin), 1770 nucleotides long. Its product is annotated as mitochondrial folate transporter/carrier-like. Gene Ontology annotation, biological process: nucleotide transport; folate import into mitochondrion. Gene Ontology annotation, molecular function: FAD transmembrane transporter activity; folic acid transmembrane transporter activity. Gene Ontology annotation, cellular component: mitochondrion. NCBI's taxonomy places the organism in Eukaryota, Metazoa, Echinodermata, Echinoidea, Temnopleuroida, Toxopneustidae. Bases 159 to 1109 code for a protein of 316 amino acids. The record is from RefSeq and is a predicted model, not a curated record. The transcript has 8 exons.